AGCAGCAUGAAUGGGGGCUGCCACAGAGCACCUGGUGCUGGGAGCCCUUCGCUCACCUCGUGCUCCUUGCAGAAGAUGUGCUCCUGUGUGCUGAGCUGCUGCUUGGCCCUGCAGCACCUCGCCGUGCAGGCCUCCCUGCUCUGCAUCUUCCACCUGCUCCUGCUCCCGAGCCUGCCCGAGGAGCAGCCCCAGGCAGCGGGCGAGCUGCUGGCGCGCAGCCUCUUCGCCUGUGGCAUCUCCACCAUCCUGCAGACCUGCCUGGGGAGCCGGCUGCCGCUGGUUCAAAUCCCAUCGUUCGAAUACCUGGUCCCUGCCAUGGUGCUGAGCUCCCACCUGUCCCUCGCUGCCAGCACAGAUAGGAAUGGCACCGUGGCAGCCAGCGGGUGCCCUGCACCUCAGUGUGGUGCUGCAGGGAGCCAGGUCGCGUCGCUGCGCGAGGUCUCAGGAGCUGUGGUGGUCUCAGGGCUGGUGCAGCUGCUGCUGGGAGCAUCCUGCGCGUGCGGAUGGGGGUCCCGCCCAUGCGGGCCCAUGGAGGGGACCCGCAGGGAGCUGCCUGCCCCCACGCUGCGCACAUUCUCGGUGCUGCUCCCCUUUGCCAGUGUCUGCAUCAUGUGCGCUGUCCUCAGCCACCUCCGUGUGCCCUGGGACUCACUGGAGCUGCCCGGGAAGCGGCUGCCCUGGGCCAACAGCACCCUGCACUCUCCGUGGCUCCGCAUCCCCUACCCAGGCGAGGGCGGGUGGCUGCUGCUCACGCCGCGGGCGCUGGCAGUGGGCAUUGCCAUGGCCCUUGGGCUCCCGCGGGCACAGGAAGAGGCCGGCGCGUGUCCACAUCCCGCCUGACUCCUGGCCCUCGCAGGAGGGGUGCUCUGCGUGACCUAUGCUGUGGCCGUAGGCACCGGCAUCUCCUACUUCCAGUACGCAGACAUCGACUCAGGGAGGAACAUCUUCAUCGUCGGCUUCACCAUGUUCAUAGCCCUGCUUGUGCCGCGCUGGCUCAGCACUGCUCCGGCUCACCUGGCCACAGGUUGGGUGCCUCUGGACCUGUUCUUCUCCUCCCUGCUCAUGGUGCCUGUCUUCUUAACUGGCUUCUUGUCCUUCUUCCUGGAGAACACGGUCUCAGGCACCCUGCAGGAGCGAGGGCUGCUUGCCGACCUGGCAUCACAGAGAGGAGACCGCUGCCCCCGGGGAGAGAGGGGCAACAGCAGCCGCAUUUACAGGGCUCCCGUGCCGCUCUUUAUGCGCCUGACAUUUGCUCGCUGGAAAGGCCCCGAGCGCCGGGGGAAAGGAAAACAUCGCCCGCAGCAGGGCCCGCAGGCUGGCUGGGAGGAGCGCGGGGCUGCCGCCCGGCCCGGCCUCCCCCCUCUCUCUUCCGUGCCGGGGAAACCCUGGCUCUCCCGGCGCGGGCCGGGAGCGCGGGAGCCAGCGCGGGUGCCCCCAUGCAGCACGGGGUGCCUGGGGGCAGCUCUGCCUGCCGAGGCUGCCGCCGUCCCUGUCCCCGCCGGGAGGCUGCUGGCCCAGCAGCAAGCCCAGAUGGGCGCUAUGAACAUCCCAGCACGGUCACUGCCCAGCCUGGAGAUGCUGACAGGACCACGGGCAGCGAUGUCCCAUGGCUUGCUGCAGCAUCGCCAGACUCCUCUUGCAACCGUGUCUGCACCGUUCCGGGACGGCCGCUCCAGCUCGCUGCUUGUGCGGAGCCCGCUGGCGGACAAGCCCGGGGAAGCCAUGCACCCCCGGCCCACACCCCUUGGCUCCCGGUCCCGGCAGGAAUUAUUAAGUGUGCCCCUGAGGAGCAUGUGCUGA
Tinamus guttatus (white-throated tinamou) is the source of this 1800-nucleotide messenger RNA. The record is from RefSeq and is a predicted model, not a curated record. NCBI's taxonomy places the organism in Eukaryota, Metazoa, Chordata, Aves, Tinamiformes, Tinamidae.